AUGUCUUUGAACUUUGUCACUUUUAAUCAAGACUUCAGCUGUCUAGCUGUUGGAACUUCUUGCGGAUUCCGAAUAUACCAUACCGAACCAUUUGCGAAGAUUUUCAGUAGUGACGAUGGAAAUGUCACACUCGUUGAGAUGCUUUUUUCGACAUCACUCGUUGCCCUAGUACUUUCUCCUCGACAUCUUGUCAUACAUAAUACCAAGAAAUCUACAGUCAUUUGUGAACUCACAUUUCCAUCAGCUGUCCUCGCUGUCAAGCUGAAUAGGAAACGCAUGGCUGUUGCUUUAGAAGAAGAAAUAUAUCUAUAUGACAUUUCUAAUAUGACGCUACUUUAUACAAUUUCAACUUCUCCUAAUCCCAAUGCAAUUUGUGCUCUCGCUUCUUCAUCCGAAAACUGUUACCUAGCUUACCCCUUACCAAAACCGAGAGAAGAGAUCAAUGAUCGGAGACCAUCUCACGCCCCUCCAGUCUCGACAUAUGUUCCCCCAACAACCGGAGCAGUUUUAAUUUUUGACGCAUUUGGACUUGUAGCAUUAAAUGUCGUAGAAGCCCAUCGCUCGCCAUUGUCUUGUGUUGCAUUAAACAAUGAAGGUACACUUUUAGCGACUGCUUCUGAAACAGGAACAAUCAUUAGAGUAUUCUCUUUACCAAAAGGAAACAAGCUAUUUCAAUUUAGGAGAGGUACAUAUCCAUCAACUAUAUACAGCCUGUCUUUCAACUUAAGCUCAAAACUAUUAUGUGUCUCUUCUACGACAGACACCGUUCACAUUUUCCGUCUAAUAAGCUCAUUUGAUCAAGUCAACAAAUCCGGCAAGCCCCCAGCUAACUAUCUUUGGAAAACAUCUUGUCACCGAGAGGACUCUCGAGAACCAACUACACCAAAUAGUGGUAGAUUUCUACCCUCGAAUACGCAACAAUCUAGCGGCACCCUUGGAAACAUAAUCAAGAAGUCAUCGCAAAUCAUGGGUAAAAGUGUAGCUGAAGUUAUGGGCGGAUAUAUCCCCCAAGCUGUAACUGAGAUCUGGGAACCAUCCCGGGAUUUUGCUUUUAUCAAAAUUCCGAAGAGUAUGGUAAAAUCUAAUUGCAGCGGCGGUCCCUUACGAAGCGUCGUUUCUAUGAGUAGUAAUAGCCCUCAGGUUAUGCUAGUUACAAGUGAUGGUGAAUACUACGUUUUUAACAUUGACACUGAAAACGGCGGAGAAGGUGUAUUAACCAAACAAUACUCUGUCUUGGAACCCGCAAAUAGGACUAGUCACGUCUAUGCGGAGAGCAGAGUGUGA
Blumeria graminis f. sp. triticale is the source of this 1284-nucleotide messenger RNA. Lineage: Eukaryota; Fungi; Ascomycota; Leotiomycetes; Helotiales; Erysiphaceae. The record is from the annotation of a GenBank genome assembly.